CUUUCUUCUUCACAUGGGAAUGAAAGAUGUAUGUGACGAGACUUGGCCAGCAGGAAGACGGGGGCGGGGUGGGCAGUGACUCACUCGCAACAGGCUGAUUUCGGUGACACUCGUACAAACCACAAAUUUGUCUUUUGACUCAUAAAGUGGCGUUGUCGUGCUUUCAGCUGGAUCAGCUGGUGAUCAACUCGGCCAGGGAGAAGAGAGAGCUGGAGCACAAACACGCAACCAUCCAGCAGCGGACGCUCAUGCAGGAUUUGGCUUACGACGACUCGAGGGCGGAGUUCAAUGUGGACUCUCCCAACGGCGUAGUGAUGGAAGGAUACUUGUUCAAGAGGGCCGGCAACGCCUUCAAGACGUGGAACAGGCGCUGGUUCUCCAUCCAGAGCAGCCGGCUGGUUUAUCAGAAGAAGCUCAAGGACUCUCUGACGGUGGUGGUCGAUGACCUCCGUCUGUGUUCCGUCAAACACUGCGAGGACAUCGAGAGGCGCUUCUGCUUCGAGGUGGUCUCCCCGACCAAGUAGGGCUUUUCAUUCACUAGGCGAUCUCGGAUUUCUCUGUGCGCGUUUCACCGGUUUGGCGGUUAGAAUUUACUGCUCAAAAUGCUGCUGCCCACUUUGAACUAGGAGACCAAGUCAUCCAUGUCGCGUCCCACCUUCCUCUUGCUCGUG
Messenger RNA from Hippocampus comes (tiger tail seahorse), 671 nucleotides. RefSeq names its product arf-GAP with coiled-coil, ANK repeat and PH domain-containing protein 3-like. The coding region runs from base 249 to 524 and encodes 91 amino acids. Gene Ontology annotation, molecular function: GTPase activator activity. The record is from RefSeq and is a predicted model, not a curated record. Lineage: Eukaryota; Metazoa; Chordata; Actinopteri; Syngnathiformes; Syngnathidae. The transcript has 5 exons.